Molecule: messenger RNA, 2445 nt
Organism: Phaedon cochleariae (mustard beetle)
Lineage: Eukaryota; Metazoa; Arthropoda; Insecta; Coleoptera; Chrysomelidae
Source: the annotation of a GenBank genome assembly
AUGGGAACCAGAGAAAUACUUACUUUGCAGUUUGGGCACUAUGCUAACUUUGUAGGCACCCAUUGGUGGAAUCUACAAGAAAGGGCUUUUGAAUAUAGUGAAACAACUCUAUCAGAAAUAAAUCAUGAUGUCCUUUACAGAGAAGGCCUAACAUCUAGAUCUGAAGUAACUUUUACCCCACGUUUACUGCUUGUUGAUCUGAAAGGCAGUUUGAAAUCACUUCCAGAAAAAGGCGACCUAUAUGAUCCACUGCCCCAGCCCUCCAAAGUUGAAGUUGAAUGGGAUGAAUCUGUAGACAUCAAAGCCAGUACCAGUGAACAAAAAAAUGAGUUCCAGACAGAUCUAGAAGACCCAGAAGAAUCGAAGAGAGUCCUUAGCAAAAAUUACAAGUUAGAAGAGGAAGUAAAUGUAUGGUCAGACUUUUUGUAUGCAAAGUUCCAUCCCAGAACAGUGAAUGUCUUGAGAGAGUAUCAGCAUUGUAAUGAAAAUACUCCAUUUGAUGCUUAUCCUUUAGGUGUUUCCUUGUGGAAAACUCAGCAGUUUGAGGAAGAUUUUAGUGACAAGAUCAGAAACUAUAUAGAGGAAUGUGAUCAUUUUCAAGGCUUCCAAAUUCUCACAGAUUGCACCAACGCCUUCGCAGGCCUAACUUCCGCCUGUCUCGAGCACCUGCGCGACGAGUACGACAGAAAAUCCGUUCUAGUCUUCCCGGUGGUUCCCCCGCACUUUGCCGACCACGAUGCCGUAUCCGACGAGGAGAAACACCAGGCCGUCACGAAUGACAGCGCGAGAGUCGUCAACACCGCUCUGAGCUUCAACGAGUUCGCAUCGUAUUCGUCACUGUUCGUGCCGUUGGGCGUUGGUAGCAAAGGGUGGAGACGAAGUGGGCCGAAGAGGGAGUUUGCGCACGUGGAAUAUGACCCCAAAAUCCCUUACCAUUCGAGCGCCAUAUUGGCAUCGGCCUUGGAAACAGUGUCGAUGAAGUACCGACUGAGGUCGACGGACUUCACGCUGUCGGACCUCGGCGCAGAUCUGAGCCAGAACGGCAGGAAAGCGGCUGCAGCCAGCCUCUGCCUGCCCUUUCCCAUCGAGGGUGAUCUGUUGGAUUGUCUGGACAAGUGGGAGGGGCCUCUAUAUCGAAGCAUCACUCCAGGUUGUGAUAUUGGUACGUACAGGAUGAUGCAGCACGUGACCUUGAGAGGCAUCCCCGAAGAUAGACUGAAGAAACCAGAAACCAAGGCGGGCAAGCAGAGAGAACUGCCUGCUUACAGGUGCCGCACCAUCGAAGAAAUGAUGGCGAUGUACCUGUCAUAUAGUACACAGGCGACCGCCAGCAACGUCACAGUCGUUCACAAGGGUUUGGACGUAAGAAGCACUUUCCCGAGGGUUUUCCGAGGUGAGGUAGGAAAGGAUGGGGUCGUGUCUGCGUUCCCGCGGGACGAGAAGACGGAUAUGACUGACGUGGAGACAAGAACCCCUCAAAAAACUCCCAAGAAGAGGAAGAGUGUUGAAGGAAAACAAGAAUCCCCCAAAAAACCAAAAUUAGAGAAUGGCAAGACACCCCAAAAGUUUCAAACUCCCAAACAGCAGAAGAACCAGAACAAAAAGGCCCAGAAUAGUGUGCAAAAAUCGAAUAAGAAAGUAAAACAGAAUAGUGAAUCUGAAACAGACCAGAAAGUGAAACCUUUCCCUGGCACAGCCCAGAUUCAAUCACCCAAACCAGGAAAACCUGCUAAAGCUGGUAAACAAAAUUCAGCCAAGAAAGAUGGUGAAAGAAAGCCCAGUAUUGAGAGGAAACCUAGAAGGAAAUUGAUGUCAAUGAUCAAGGACAAACUGACGUCAGAUGACACUGUGGCCAAAAGUGAAGUCAUCAAAAACUUGGAAACCAAACUCCAAGCAAUACAGAGCCGCCCCAACCUAACCAAGACAGCUAGGCGCAAAAUCAAGAUGCUGAGGAGAUUGAAGAACAUUGCUGAGGGUAAGGCUCCAGACCAUGGGACAAUUUCACAAAAGCCAAAAUCAGAAUUGACAGAGUCUGCAAAACGACGUGAUAGAAAGAGGAGAGCAGCUCUGAAGUCUGAGGGAAAGGGUGGAGAAAAUGUUGCAGCACCUAUUGGCAAAAAAGGACAACAGGCUAAAGGAAAGAAUGCCAAAACAACUGUUAAGCAAGAGGUGAAAAUAGUGAAAACAGAAGAAGCAUCAGAGGAAGAGGAUUCUGAUGAUGAAGAAGAAUCUGCAUCAGGGGAAGAACAAGCAGUAGAAGGUGAAGACUCUGGCGAUGAAGAAGAGAGUGGAGAAGAAGAAGAAGGUUCUGGUGAGGAAGAAGAAGACUCUGAUGAAGAAGAAGGCUCUGAUGAUGAUGAAGAAGCUUCAGAUGAUGAUGAAGAAGAAACAACUCCACAGCCUCCUGUGAAGGUAAGCAACAAGAAACAAAAAGGGAGGAAGUAA